CCCCCCUGACUGACCUCAUUUCCCGGUGGUGGUCCGUCCACUUCCCCCCUUCCUCCCACCUCCGCUCCUCUCUCCCAUGGCCGCCGCCGCCGCCGCCGCCGCCUCUCGCGCCGCCCGACGAGUCCUCUCCCCGCGUCUUCUCACCGCCUCGCGCCAUCUCCACGCAAGUGCCUCCGAAGGAUCGGCGAGGGAGGCGUCCACGACCUUCAUCCACCCCGCCGCCAUCGUCCACCCCGACGCCGCCAUCGGCCAGGGCGUCUCAAUCGGCCCAUUUUGCACUGUGGGCGCUUCGGCAAGGAUUGGUGAUGCUUGUCAGUUACACACCGGGAGCCAUGUCAUGGGACAUACCGAGCUAGGAGAGGGAUGUGUUGUUCUCAAUGGUGCUAUCCUUGGUGCAGAUCUCCCUGGACGAACAAUUAUUGGGGAAAACAAUGUGAUCGGGAACUAUGCCGUGGUUGGCGUUAAGUGCCAAGAUCUCAAAUAUAAGUCAGGAGAGGAAUGCUUUCUGCACAUCGGUAACAACAACGAGAUCAGAGAGUACUGCUCUAUUCACCGCUCUUCUAAAGCGUGUGACUGCACGGUUAUUGGUGACAGCAAUCUUAUAAUGGGGUCCUGCCAUAUAGCACAUGAUUGCAAGAUUGGUAACAAUAACAUCUUUGCCAAUAAUACUCUGUUCGGUGGCCAUGUUGUUGUUGAAGACUACACUCAUACUGCUGGGGCUGUUGUUGUCCAUCAAUUUUGUCAUAUUGGGUCAUUCUCAUUUCUAGGCGGAGGCUCUGUGGUUGCGCAAGAUGUUCCUAGAUACAUGAUGGUUGCAGGUGAUAGAGCAGAGCUUCGUGGUCUGAAUCUUGAAGGUCUUAGGCGCAACGGUUUGUCAGACCAAGAGGUACGAAGUCUGAGGAAAGCUUAUCGGAAAGUAUUCAUGCCAGCUAGUAGUUGCCAGAGUAGUUUUGAAGAUCGACUCACUGAACUGGCACGGGAAAUUGAGCUAUUAGAAUCUCCCUCUGUAUCCUGUAUGGUGGAAUCAAUUCGCACAUCAUUUGAGCAAGGACGUCGUGGAAUAUGCAAGUUCAGAAGUUGGAACAUCUCAUAAGCAUGAACCCGUAUUAUUCAGUGGAUUGUUCGGAUCCAACUUCUUUUAUUACUGUAAACGGGACACAUGGAUACGCCAUACAGACAGUAAAUGACCAAAUGCCAGCCAAUCAUAUCAAACAUGGGUUGUCGUCAAGAUGAUUUUCACACCAAUUAUAGGGAAGCUGUGUGUAGUUAUAGGGAAGCUGUGCGUAGUUAUAGUGUUCUUACCUCUUGGUUGUACAAAUCCUUGUAAUAGAACUACUUAGUAUACACUACAAUUUUUGACAGGGCUUCGAUUUUGUCCAGAGAUGUCUCUGGAUCUCAUGCUCUAAGCUGUAAGACCCAAAUGAUGUUACAUACUCCCUCCGGUCUGAAUAAAUUGACAUGAGCUGUGAAGAGCUAGUAGCCUAGGUACGUGUAUAUACCGCGUCGACUAAAUAAGACCAGAUGGAGUACUUAUUGCAUUGAUGCUAUUUGUAUCUGCCGUGAGCCUUUCAGCCAUAGUCCGUGCUGGUUUUGAAAUAAGGCAGCUCUAAACGACUGAUGUACUAUGAGCAGAGAAGGCAGUUCAAGUCUUGCAGUGCAU
Messenger RNA from Lolium perenne, 1660 nucleotides. Its product is annotated as probable acyl-[acyl-carrier-protein]--UDP-N-acetylglucosamine O-acyltransferase, mitochondrial. The record is from RefSeq and is a predicted model, not a curated record. Gene Ontology annotation, biological process: lipid biosynthetic process. Lineage: Eukaryota; Viridiplantae; Streptophyta; Magnoliopsida; Poales; Poaceae. Gene Ontology annotation, molecular function: acyl-[acyl-carrier-protein]-UDP-N-acetylglucosamine O-acyltransferase activity.